AUGUCAAAGAUUCUUUCCAACAGCCUCGUACGGAACAUGGCAACGACCACGACCGCGGCCGCGACGUCAUCGUCGUCCUUGACAAAAGCCGCUGGAGAUAUCUCCUCGGUUUUCCCAAGUCUUCGUCCAGACUACAAGCCAGAACCGCUCCCGCCUCGAUUCAAGGAUCUCAAGCAGGAGCUGUUUCAAAAAAAUGAAGCUGCUCUAAAGGAAAGCUGGGACAGAUUGCUUCCGAGUUUGAAAGAGGAAGUGGAGAAGAUUCGGGAACUUGGUAGUGAUAUAAUUCCCUCGGUUUCAUAUUCUGAUCUUGUUGCUGGCAAGAUGUCAGCACAAACCUUGGCCGAUAUCAAACACCGCGGCUCCGUGGUGAUUCGCAACGUCGUGCCCCGAGACACAGCGUUAGAAUGGAAAGCCAGGACGAAAGGGUACAUUGCUGCCAACAAGGAAAAAGUGAAAGCAUUUCCUGCCGACUCGCCAGCUGUCUAUGAACUGUACUGGGCCCCGGCCCAAACGGAAGCCAGAGCACACCCCAACGUGCUGAAAACACAGGGCUUUUUGCAACAACUAUGGCAUUCCUCCGACCCAGACACACGCCUAUCUGUGACGAAUCCGCUCACAUAUGCGGAUAGAUUGAGAAUCAGACAGCCCGGAGACUCCAAAUUCACCCUGGGCCCCCAUGUAGACGGCGGGUCUCUCGAGCGCUGGGAAGACCCAGAGUAUGCAAGCGUCUACACCAAAAUAUUCCAGGGAAAAUGGGAAGAAUACGACGCGUUUGACGCCAAACACCGAGUAAAAGCUAAAAUGGACAUGUACAAUGGCGCCGGGGCGUGCUCCAUGCUACGGCUUUUCCAGGGUUGGCUUGCCAUGUCCGACACGGGGCCCGGGGAGGGGACCCUGCAUGUCUGCCCGAUGAUUACGCACAGUACAGCAUACACGAUGCUUCGCCCGUUUUUUGACCUUGAGUCGUCUCUGCCAAACAUGGACGUUACAUUCCCCGGGUCAGUGCCGGGGGCGUGUCAAGAGUACAACCCAGUAACGCACCCGCAUUUGGAUCUCCUGACAACCAUGGUCCCAGUACCGCGUGUUGAGCCCGGAGACUAUGUAGCGUGGCAUUGCGAUUCCCUACACUCGGUCGAUAAGGAGCACAACGGCGCUGGCGAUUCGAGCGUGCUUUAUAUCCCUGCUACUCCGCUGUGCGAUAUGAACGUUGACUAUCUCUUGAAACAGCGCGAGGCCGCGUUGCAGUACUCGCCGCCUUGGGAUUUCCCAGGUGCUGGGGGUCCCGGCGAGACUGGGUUUAAGGGGGCUGUGGAUUGGUCCUCGGUGUCUCCCGAGGGCCAGCGUGCAAUGGGCUUGGGCUCGCUGAAAUGGGAAGUCUCGGAGAGUAUGAGCGAGGGGGAAAGGCAGGCUAUUGCAACGGCAAAUAAGAUCUGUUUCGAAAAUUAA
Messenger RNA from Talaromyces rugulosus, 1446 nucleotides. RefSeq lists its product as uncharacterized. The record is from RefSeq and is a predicted model, not a curated record. The coding region runs from base 1 to 1446 and encodes 481 amino acids. The transcript is spliced from 2 exons. Lineage: Eukaryota; Fungi; Ascomycota; Eurotiomycetes; Eurotiales; Trichocomaceae.